Paecilomyces variotii is the source of this 303-nucleotide messenger RNA. RefSeq lists its product as hypothetical. NCBI's taxonomy places the organism in Eukaryota, Fungi, Ascomycota, Eurotiomycetes, Eurotiales, Thermoascaceae. The transcript is spliced from 5 exons. The record is from RefSeq and is a predicted model, not a curated record. Bases 1 to 303 code for a protein of 100 amino acids.
AUGGUAUGGAUCAAUUUAUGCCUCUACGCGGCUUAUGUCCAGGUACUUCUUACGGCCAAAGAAAGUGCAACACUUGUCACUGCUGUGGGAGACAGACUUACUAACUCUACUGGCGUUUAUGCUGGCUCUACCAAGGAGCCCGAUCUGGAAAUUAUGCCUAUUGGCAGGCAAAUCCCACUCAUUGUGCUCGAGGCAGGCUGCAAGUCUUCCAUUCAGGGAAACGUUCAGCGGACUCAAUUCGAGCGAAUAUUUUCUACACCUGCUGCGGCGUCAAGCCAGCAGCUUCUUGUACCCAAGCACUAG